CUGAUUCAUUUGACUAGAUUAUUGAAAUCACUACGACCUGAAAAAAAAGAUUGAAAUCUUGGUUGGAUUGCAAUUUGCAUUUGCAAUUAUUAUUUAUACUAAUAUAAUUUAGGAAAUUCUCAUUUCAAUAUCUGGUUUUGUAAGGCGGUUUAUCAAAUAUUUUUGCUGUAAUCAGCAAGAGCUAUCUAUGUACCUGACAAUAGGAAGAGAUUGAAUCACAGACUGUGAUUGUAGAUAAAAAUCUUUGAGUGAAAUAAAUAGUGCAAGAUGUGUGGAGGAUUUACUUGUUCUAAAAACGCUUUAAUAGCGUUGAACAUUCUUUAUGUCGUGGUUGCUUCUAUCCUGAUAUCAGUGGCUGUGUAUGGGCAGGCCUCGGCGCUGGUCACAAAUUUGCCCAUAGUUGGAGGCAUUCUAGCAUGUGGCGUACUUCUUAUUCUUAUAUCAUUGCUGGGAUUGGCUGGAGCUGUAAAACAUCACCAAGUUAUGCUUUUCUUUUACAUGGUGAUUCUAUUCCUGCUAUUCCUGGUGCAGUUCUCAGUGGCAUGUGCAUGCCUUGCAGUCAACUCGGAUCAACAGCAGUUAAUGGCUCAAGAGGGCUGGAACACAGUAAAUAUGGAUGUGAAAGAGGAAGUUCAAAAGAGAUACAAAUGCUGUGGAUUUCAGAGUAGAAUUGUGCCGAUUAAUGGUACUGCCGACUUUCCUUCGUGCAAUGCAAUUGAUAGAAUUUGCUGUUCAAACAUGGAGAUAACACCUGAAUGCUGGUGCCAGCCAUGUGUAGAAAAUCUUAAGGAGACUAUCGACAGUGCUUUCAAACUAUGUGGCGGUAUUGGACUUUUCUUCAGUUUUACUGAGUUUCUGGGUGUGUGGUUGACAGUAAGAUAUCGUAACCAAAAGGACCCGCGCGCUAACCCCAGUGCAUUUCUCUGAAUGCUCUAAGGAUUGAAUGGUUUAAGCUAUUCGCAGUUUGGCUCGCCCGACGUUACCGCAACCAGCCUGACCCCAAUUACAUAGAACCUCACGCUAUAUUUCCCAGGAAGAAUUAUCUAUAUUAAAUCAAAUUUCUUUAGAUAUCAUAUUUUAGAUAAAAUAAUUAUGUCUCAAAAUGAAGUUAAAUAGAAAUUGAAAAACAAUUUUUCUUAUUGUUAUCAUAGUUAUACAAAAUAGCAGGGUCAAAUUAUUGAUUUGUGAAAAUUCCAAACAUGUAAACAAUUUUUUUAUAAACAAAAAAAGCAAAACUUCUUCUAUAAAGUACAUUUUGUUUAAAUUCCGAGUAUUGUCAAUUGCUAUGCAUGACAAAAAGUUUUACAAUAAUAAUGUCAAUAUUGUUUGCAUGUUUGGUUGUUUUUAAACCAAUUUAUAAGACGUAUUGUACCUUGUUCAAAAACAUCCAUAAAAAGGCUUUAAUUAUGACACUGAUAAUAUAAGACAUAGCCUUACGAAUCACUCACCUCGCGCAACGCUGUGAAGGUCAAAUAUUUCUUUAGAAAGUUAUCAAGUUUUUGCAUUGCUCCGUGCAAUCUUAAUUUAGCUACACAAUUCCUGUUAUAUAUAACUGAAUUAAACCAUUGUUACCAGUCCUAACGGCGGUCUCUCCGUCACUCGCUCUACACAAACGUAAUUUGGUUUUUAUUUGAAUAUUAAUCAAUCAAAUUCAACACAAUUUUGCAGACACAUUCUAGAAACUAAUAUCUAUCUAACUAAUAUCUAACUAACCACACACGGUUUGCUAGAUUAUUGUAAAAAUAUCCAGUUUAAAAGUUACACGGGCUUAAAGAUUUGUAUGUAAAUUCUUGAAAGGGGUUAACGUUAAAAGCUAAACGGGCUAGCGUUGAGUCCCUAA
Molecule: messenger RNA, 1840 nt
Organism: Maniola jurtina (meadow brown)
Lineage: Eukaryota; Metazoa; Arthropoda; Insecta; Lepidoptera; Nymphalidae
Gene: Tsp97E
Product: tetraspanin-13
Exons: 7
Coding region: 268-927 (219 amino acids)
Cellular component (GO): membrane
Source: RefSeq, a predicted model, not a curated record